AUGUAUACAGAUUCAGAAGACGAAUUUUUAGACGAAGACUGCGCAAAUCAACUGCUAAAACAGGUUCAGUGCCUAAAAAUUACAGAUGUUGGAACAUUCCUGAGUGUUGUUCCACCAAUUUCACAGCUGAUUAAAUCAAUACCUUUUUCGUUACCAAUUCUUGAUGCAAUCUACACUCGAAUUGCUCAAUUACAGUCACGUGAGGGUAAAUGCUUUCCCAGUGAUGCUCUGCUGUGUGCAGAUUUGUUCCGUCAACUUCUCUGGUGGACAGCGCUAAACGAUAUCGCACAAAACUCCAAUGUCCCAGCCUCAUUAUCAUCAUCAUCGUCGUCGUCGUCACGUCGUGCUGCAAAUUUCUCUGAUGAUACUUAUCAACUCAACUACGGUGUGAAGAUAGAUGAAUUUCAUGGCAAAAAAGUGAAAACAAUCCACUUGAAGUUGUGCUGUCAGUGUAGUGACGAAUUAAAAGAAGAAGAAAAAAAUGAAGAUGAACUGAGAUCUUCUCAAAAUUAUGGCAUACAUAUAAGAACGCUGUUAAGUAUUAUUGAACGAGAAUGCUCUGAAGUCAUUGGAAGAGCGCACAAAGAACGAGCUUUCCUAGCAAGCUGUCUUGAUUCACUGGGUUGUCACGGUCUUGUGAAUUGUUCGACUGGCUUGAUAAGGUUAUUUGAUGCAAUUCGGUUAGAAGCAAAUAAUCAUCAGGAGAAAAUAAGAGGAAUUUCUAAUCGCUUGAAAGAAAUGCAUCGAACCAAUGGAAUACCAAGUUGCGCGAGUCACCAGCGUCAAAUGAACCUCCAUCUGUCAGAAAUUUUUGAACGGCUAAAAAGAAACGAAUAUAUGGAAAAUGUCCUAAAUGGACUUCUCUCUAACCGACAUUUGAGCAGUUUACUACGAAUCGUGCGUAAAAGAAUCCAGUCAGACAAAAUGCUUAUAAGUGUUUUCAAUUUUCUUAACAAAACAGCACCUGCAGAUUUUGUGUUCGAUGAUGUUGACCCAAUUAUCGCAAAGAUUGUUAUUGCAUUUAAAAAUGCUUAUGAUAAGUUGUUACAUAUGAUCUCAACAGAAUCUGAUAGCGGUUAUGGUAAUGAAAGUGAGGGUGGCUGUUGUAGCAGUUGCAGUCGCUCAACUUCUAAAGACGGCUUACCUGUCUUUUCUCACCUUCGUAGAUUUCGUACUACAGAUGACUUUUAUCAUUCUUUUUUUGACCGGCAGUUUAAUAAAAGCAGCAAAAUCAAUCGACGUAUCGCGAAAAGUUUGUCAAGACUAAAUAUUUCAGAAUAUGCAGUUCCUAAUGGAUCUAACUGUGAAAAGCCUGAGAACAACUUCGAGAUCAAAGACGAAGAAAUAGCGGGAAGUAAAAGUGAUUCUGAAAAUGAACAAUUUUGGCUUUUAAAACAACGAUUUAUAAGCGAUCCAAGCUGUCUAGAAACUGACGAAUAUUGUCGUUAUUCAACAGAAGAAGAGAUUGCCGACACCGCUGAAAGGUAUUCGUCAUUAUUUCUUAAUGGACGUAAGGAGGUUAUGAUGGCGCUGAGUUGUUUACCUGAAUUUGGAAGCUCUGAAGAACUGCAACUGAAAACAAUAUUUACUGUUAUCAUUUUAACAUAUCGGUCUGUAUACGGUAGUGUCGCAAGACGCCGUAGUAAGGUGUACGAGGUGCUCGACGAUGAAAUACCCACGAAUAAUGGUAACAUGCAUUUAGAUUUAGCGCUGUAUAGACAUAUGUAUUGGAAAGCAAAAAAUGAAUGUGGGAUGGCAAAUGCUAAAGAGGUAACAUCACAGAUUUGGUCAACGCUUUAUGACUUUCCAUCUUUAAAAACCUGUACCAGAUUUAAUCGGUUUAUUCUGGAAUGCGUAUCUGUAGUAUGGGAUUUGGUGACUGGUAUUGAUGGUAAAUUGCCACGAAUGACUAUCGACUACGAGGGUGAAACGUUUGACCCAAACAAGCAUCAACGUUUUCCAGACAGUUCGACAACUUCGACAGUAAUACAGCAAUUUCUGUGGCCUGCACUAAUCAAUACAACUGAUAACCAAUAUUUGUGCAAAGCUUAUGUGGUCACUUGA
Molecule: messenger RNA, 2064 nt
Organism: Enterobius vermicularis (human pinworm)
Lineage: Eukaryota; Metazoa; Nematoda; Chromadorea; Rhabditida; Oxyuridae
Source: the annotation of a GenBank genome assembly